AUGCUCUACCAGUUAGCUACCGGAUGGGACGCCGUGGUUCUUAUUGACGAAGCUGACGUAUUCUUGGAACAGAGAAGUCUCCAUGAUUUAGAUGCCUCGGCCCGGCUUACGAUCUGGAUAAAGUUCUUUGAGCUUGCUGGGUGGCCAUUCUUGGGCUCAGAAGAGUUCGUCAACGUCGAUGGUCAAGAGCCACGCUGUUAUGUUGCUCUCUCCAAUUUGGAGGUAUUGGCGCAAAAACCGUUUAAUGGACGCACCAUCAAGAACCUUGUCCGGACCGCCCAGUCGCAGGCGUUAGCACUCUCUACGAAGGAACCGCUUUCCCUCGACCAUGUCAAGGUUGUCAUCCGCGCGCAAGAGAAAUUUUGGACAGCGUUUGCGCAAAUCCGCUCUUAG
Suillus bovinus is the source of this 393-nucleotide messenger RNA. RefSeq lists its product as uncharacterized. NCBI's taxonomy places the organism in Eukaryota, Fungi, Basidiomycota, Agaricomycetes, Boletales, Suillaceae. The transcript has 4 exons. The record is from RefSeq and is a predicted model, not a curated record. The coding region runs from base 1 to 393 and encodes 130 amino acids.